AUGGAGGACGUGCUGGACCUGGGCGAGGAGCGGCGUCGUGGCUCGGGCACCUCCGGGCCUAAGAUGGGGCGCCGAGCUCAGCUCGAGUCAACUCAGCUUGAGAAUCAGCUCAGUGGCAAGAGUUCCUCUUUGACUUUGAUUGGAGAGACCCCUCCUCCAAAGCCACCUCGUCGACAUGGAGGCUGGGCAGAUGAUUCCGUGAAGGUUUCAAAAUUUGGAAGGAAGAUUGCUGAAGAAAUAGAAGAUCACCGUCUCAAACAGCACAGCCUGGAUGGAGGAGAUGAUGGAGGAGACAUUCCUGUUAUCCCGGAUCUGGAAGAAGUACAGGAAGAAGACUUUGUUUUGCAGGUGGCAGCCCCUCCCAGCGUCCAGGUCAACCGGGUGAUGACCUACCGCGACCUAGACAAUGACCUUAUGAAGUACUCGGCCUUUCAGACGUUGGAUGGAGAGAUCGACCUGAAGCUCCUCACCAAAGUCCUGGCACCAGAACAUGAAGUUCGAGAGGAUGAUGUCAAGUGGAACUGGGACCAUCUGUACACUGAGGUGUCCUCCGAGCUCCUCAUGGAGUGGGACCAGCUGCAGAUGGAGAAGGAGCGGGAGGAUGCUAUGGACCAGCCCCGGCAGUCCUGA
Elephantulus edwardii (Cape elephant shrew) is the source of this 630-nucleotide messenger RNA. It is a transcript of the gene IFT43, whose product is annotated as intraflagellar transport 43 homolog (Chlamydomonas). The transcript is spliced from 9 exons. NCBI's taxonomy places the organism in Eukaryota, Metazoa, Chordata, Mammalia, Macroscelidea, Macroscelididae. Gene Ontology annotation, cellular component: intraciliary transport particle A; cilium. Bases 1 to 630 code for a protein of 209 amino acids. Gene Ontology annotation, biological process: intraciliary retrograde transport. The record is from RefSeq and is a predicted model, not a curated record.